Messenger RNA from Penaeus chinensis, 426 nucleotides. RefSeq lists its product as uncharacterized. The transcript is spliced from 3 exons. Bases 1 to 426 code for a protein of 141 amino acids. The record is from RefSeq and is a predicted model, not a curated record. NCBI's taxonomy places the organism in Eukaryota, Metazoa, Arthropoda, Malacostraca, Decapoda, Penaeidae.
AUGGGGUACAGUUGGUGGGACCAUGAGUCAAACCAACGACUGCACCGGAAAAGGGAUCAAUGGGACUGCAGCAACCACCGAGGCAUUGCACUGCUCAGUAUACACAGUAUACCAGGCAAGACUGUCGCUCACAUCCUUCUGAGACGUGUUACAGACCACCUUCUGAGGCACCAGAAGCCAGAGCAGUCUGGAUUCACUUCUGGUAAGUCAACAACAGACUGCAUCCUUGUGCUGCAAGUCAAUGUAGAGCGCCAUCGUGAGUUUAGGAGAGGGUUGCUUGCAACUUACAUAGACCUCAAGAAGUCGAUUGAUACGGUGCAUUGUGAAUCACUGGUAGAUCCUGAGAUGAAUCUCGACAAGGAUUAUUGGAUUAAUAGCAAACCCGACAAUCGAGACCUGUGUGACGACCUAGGAAGUCGUGGCUAG